CAACUAUUCUUGGAUUCCGUUCCAAAAUCUUAUGUAACAAUUGUCGUUUAUCUCCCAUUGCUUCUGGUUCACGUUCUUUAUUCAAGUUGAUUUCAAGCGAUUUCAGAGAGACUUCAUCCGCAAGACGCUAA
This is a messenger RNA of Dentiscutata erythropus, 131 nucleotides long. Lineage: Eukaryota; Fungi; Glomeromycota; Glomeromycetes; Diversisporales; Gigasporaceae. The record is from the annotation of a GenBank genome assembly.